This is a messenger RNA of Frankliniella occidentalis (western flower thrips), 1363 nucleotides long. RefSeq names its product ubiquitin-like modifier-activating enzyme 5 (gene Uba5). The record is from RefSeq and is a predicted model, not a curated record. Bases 101 to 1294 code for a protein of 397 amino acids. The transcript has 7 exons. Gene Ontology annotation, cellular component: cytoplasm; cytosol. Gene Ontology annotation, biological process: protein ufmylation. Gene Ontology annotation, molecular function: UFM1 activating enzyme activity. NCBI's taxonomy places the organism in Eukaryota, Metazoa, Arthropoda, Insecta, Thysanoptera, Thripidae.
CUGUACCGCAGCAGAAGACAAGCAGAAGUGAAAGCUGACAGGCUGGGCUGACAGCUGGACCUUUUGAACAGACACCUGUUAGGGAAGAUCGUCCACCAAAAUGUCUUCCAUUGAAGAUCUUAAGGCGAAAAUAAAAGAACUGGAGGAAUUACUUGCGGCGGAAAGGUCAAAAAAUUCUGAAAAUGCCCCAGUGCGAGCGAAAAUUGCUCAAAUGUCUUCGGAAGUUGUCGACUCGAACCCAUACAGUCGACUUAUGGCUUUGAAGAGGAUGGGGAUUGUUGAUAAUUAUGAAAAGAUAAGAGAGCUGUCAGUGGCUGUUGUUGGAGUCGGCGGCGUAGGCAGUGUUACUGCAGAAAUGUUGACCCGGUGUGGAAUUGGGAAGCUGGUAUUGUUUGAUUAUGACAAGGUUGAACUUGCGAAUAUGAAUCGACUUUUCUUUCAACCUCAUCAAGCUGGUCUCUCGAAGGUAGCUGCAGCAGCAAAUACUCUUAUUGGGAUAAACCCUGAUGUGGAGAUAGAGACUCACAAUUAUAAUAUAACGACCAUAGAGAAUUUUAAUCAUUUUAUGGAUAGAAUAAAACAGGGCAGUCUCACUGGUGGUCCAGUCGACUUGGUCCUCAGUUGUGUUGAUAAUUUUGAAGCUCGAAUGGCCAUCAACACUGCAUGCAAUGAGAUGAAUCAGACAUGGUUUGAAUCUGGUGUAGCUGAAAAUGCUGUCUCAGGGCACAUUCAGCUUAUAGUCCCAGGAGAAACUGCAUGUUUCGCUUGUGCCCCACCUCUUGUAGUUGCUUCAAACAUUGAUGAAAAAACUCUGAAGAGAGAUGGUGUUUGUGCUGCUAGCUUACCGACAACUAUGGGCAUAGUAGCUGGAUUUCUUGUCCAAAAUACCCUAAAGUAUCUUCUUAAAUUUGGACAAACAACCCACUACCUUGGUUAUAGUGCUCUCACAGACUUUUUCCCAACAAUGCAACUUAAACCCAAUCCAUCAUGUGAUGACUCAUUUUGUCGUGAAAGGCAAAAAGAAGUUGCUGCACGUCCCAAGCAGAAUACACCUGAAGCAAUAGAUGUAGUAGAAGAAGCAGUAGUACAUGAAGACAAUGAUUGGGGUAUUUCUCUAGUGGAUGAGACACCUGUUGAGACAUCUACAGAAUCCCAGAAUAAGCCUGCAGGUCUUGCUAAAGGCAUAGACGUUGCAUAUGACCUUCCAUCCCCCAGCAGUGGCGAUUCAGGACCAACCGUACAAGACACUGAUGUAUCACUAGAGCAGCUGAUGGCUCAAAUGAAAAAGAUUUAGUCUGACUGGUUUGAACUCUGCAACAGUAUUUUACAUCUGAAUAAAUUUAAAGAUUUUUAUUAUUGAUGU